GGACAGGUAAAGUUGCCCAGAGUGGAACACGUCAAUCUGAGCAGCACAUUAUUCAUCUCGGGGAAGCGAUGAAGCAAGUUGUGCGAGCCAGACAGUCCAGCAUCUACUUGUGUCAUGUAGGAGGAUCAACCAGCGAGCCACUGACUGUCGGAAGAAUGUCCAGCCGUCUGGCCUUCCAGACACAGCUGGCCUCCAUCAUGGAGGUCCUGGCUAAUGCAGCAGUGGCGGAAAUAUGUAAACUGGUGGACGACGACUAUGCGGUGGUGAGUUUACAAAUGUCGCAAUGUCAGAGAGAGAAUAAAGGCCUGAAGAGAAAGCUGCAUCUGCUGGAGCUGAAGAUGGCCCGGGGAAACGCCGAGAGAAGGCUCCGGGAGAGCGCCAUGAACAGCAGUCGAUCAAGGGUGCAGAUAAACACCAGCGACAGGCUCCGAGACUGCUCACCAUCCACCGGUGGUGUGUUCGACCGACGGAUGGAUGUGGCUCUGUGGUCUGCUAGAGCUGCUGCAUGGGAGGCAAGUAGCAGGCCGAUCCAUUCUGAACCGAUCCAGAGUAAGUCUCCAGACGUGGAGCCAGAGGCGAUGCUGGUGAAGGAGGAGAAGGUGGAGGCAAACGUGUCACGGGUUGAAGAAAUCGAGGAAGACGUGCCGCUUAUAGGAGAUGAUGGAGUGGUGGAGUGUGGACCUGCGGGACAGCAUGACACCCAGUCUUCUUCCAGACAGUCCCAGAUCCAGAGCAGCAGGACAAGGCAUCCCGGCAGCAGCAGAGGAGUGGAGGAGGAGGUGGAGCCAGAUGUGGUGCUGGUGAAGGUAGAGGACGUGGAGCCAGUGACAGGGACGGGCCUCAGCAUACAAGAGGGGCUGGUGGAGUCGAGCACCGAUGACUACAGAGCAAUUCUGCCAUUUGAUGAAAUCACACAAACCACCAAUCAGCUGUCUGAACUGCAGGAUUCUGGGCAGGGCUUCUCAGAGUCUGCAGCACCUCAGUUGACACCAGACCCCAGCAGUGUAGAUGCAGUCCAGCUGAGGGUACCAGACACCAAAUCACCCGCCAACCCCAAAACACAACAACAGCAGAGAUCCAGCAACAAAAACCCUCUCAGCUCUGAAUACUCUAUGUUUGAACUGGAGACAUUCUUUACCCGCUGGGCGCCUGAUAAUGAUUCUGUAUCAGCCUGCAGUGGCUCUUCAUGUCUUUUCACCACUGAUGACUCAGCAGAGUGUGACAAGGAUGGAGUUAUUAUUGUAGAGACUGAAACACAACAUCCACCUGUGCCACCACAAGGCUCAGUUUCCUUAGCGGUGAAGAUGAGUGGAGGGCAGAGUUUCUCGUCUGUUCAGAUCCAGCCGUCUGUGUCACAAGCCUCGUCAGCAGAGACUUCUGUGUCCCUACCUCUGAGGAUGAAGGCUCCAUUUUCCCAGCCACCAUGGAGCAGAAAAUCAGUCAUGAGAAGAAGUGCACAGUCUCAGCUGUUGCAGCGGCAUCGUGACAGCAACAGGAUCUCUCAGCAACAGCACAUCAUUCCCUCUGCACAGACCACACUGUCGCUCACCACAGCUGCUGUCAGUAACACUCACAGUGGUGAUAAUACAAAUAUAUCUUGUAUCAGCUCAACCAGUAGGACUAUGAGCUCCACAGUAACUCCAUCUAUCAGGGGAUCCACAGCAGCGUUGGCCAGCUUUGAGGUGGCCAUCGCUGCACAGCAUCGAGCCAGCCUUCUGGCUCACCACAAUAAAAGCCAGGCUGCCAGUAUUGUGCCCAUCGACUGCCGCAAGAAGAGCUACAUAUGUCGAGCCUGCGGCAAGGCUUUCUCCGGCCUAUCCAAUCUGGAGGCCCAUGAAAGAGUCCACACGGGGGAGAAGCCUUUCUGCUGUGACACCUGCGGGAAACGCUUCUCAGAAGCCGGGAACCUGAAGAAGCACCAGAGAGUUCACACUGGGGAGAAACCCUUCAGCUGUGGACAGUGUGGGAAUAGGUUCGCUUGGAUCUGCAACCUGAGGACACACCAGCAAUCUGCCACAGGCUGCGGACCACAGGCCAGGGGAGGGCUAUGACUGGGCUGAUCCCAAAGUAGACUUUAUUGUUGCUAUAUUACUAUUUAAGAGAAAUAGCAAUGUGCCUAUGUAUGUGUGAAUAAAACAAUCGUAGCAUUAACAAAGUGUGAAAUAGUUACCAUAUUUACUUAUUCUGUCUUUCAUACUUUCCAGAUGUUUUGUGUCUUUGAUAUAUGAUGAAACACUGUACGAAUAUUAGCUUUCUGUUCGGUUUGAAGUGCAGAUUGAUUUGAAAGUCAGCGCUACAAUACCACGCAACAAUUAGCUGACUUAUACAACAUAAAAAUCAGACAUGUUAACUGUUUUAUUUUCAAGUGUCUGCAAGUUGAUCUUUAAAGAAAGCACAAUAAAAAUUCAGUAGACUAUGACAUACUUUGGGAAGUUGUUGGAACUGAUAUCAUUUAUACUUGACUUAAAAUGGGCUUCAAUGUUGUGUGGUUUUCCUUUAACUUGUUCUCAAUAAUAGCCAUUGGCAGCUAUGUAUUUCCUCCUCCCUCUGUCCAGUCAGAAUCUCUAUCCUAUGAUAUUUCUCAACCUACAGAUUCAAUGACGCAUGCCAUUUCCCCUCUCAACAACUACCUAGAAGUCAUUAAUUAUUUCCAUCCCUUUUAAUCCCAUGUACUCAUCCCCAUUCCUGUUAUCUCAAGAAUAUCUGCUAGGGGAAAAGAAGUCCACUCUCCUUGCUCUGUUAACGCUUGUAAUCUUAGCCUUAUCCCCGGUCUGUACUAGAGCCCAUUGAGAGGGUACUGAAGCGUGAACUACUCAAUGUUAGGU
Cottoperca gobio is the source of this 2825-nucleotide messenger RNA. Its product is annotated as fez family zinc finger protein erm. Gene Ontology annotation, cellular component: nucleus. Gene Ontology annotation, biological process: regulation of gene expression. NCBI's taxonomy places the organism in Eukaryota, Metazoa, Chordata, Actinopteri, Perciformes, Bovichtidae. The record is from RefSeq and is a predicted model, not a curated record. The transcript has 9 exons. The coding region runs from base 69 to 2051 and encodes 660 amino acids.